ACCACACACAAGCACACACAUGGUGGGCUACUCCUUUACUGCAUAUAAAUGGAAGAGGGAAAGAGAGAAGUUGUCCUGCCAGCCUCAGGAGCCUGAAGUGUAUGUAUGUGUAUGCAGACUAAGAUUGUCCAGCAUCUACAUCGACAAACAGAUCAGGUUUGCGAGUGAGUGUCAGUAGUAUUUUUUCUGCAGUACACUAAACAUGACUGACCAGGAGACCCCUGAGAAUGUGGCCACACCCACAACACCCGCUGUGGCCCCUGUACGCCCCAAACAGGCGUCUCACCGUGGACGCAGCGUGGGCCCAACAGCCAACUCCAAUAAAGAACAUGAAGAGAUCCCUGAGUUUGAGCCUUUCAUGCUCAUGCCUAGAGGUCCUCCACCUCUUACUGAGUAUCUGGAUAUCUGGGAUGUCAAUAUGCUCAAACAGCCCAAUGAGGAGAAUAAGCAAAGGCAUCACACACACCUCUACUCCAGUGACCACCUGAUUGUACGCCGAGCGCAGGAGUUUCUGAUUAAAAUCACCUUCAACCGUCCUUUCGACGCUGCACAGGACAAGUUUGCUGUUGAGUUUGCUAUCGGUGCUGGUGCACAGUACAGUAAAGGCACCUACAUCCCUGUCUUCCCGACUCCAGAACGGCAGAGUGUGUGGCGUGGUCAGAUCUUAGAGAAGUCAGAAAAUGCUGUCACCAUGGGCAUCACCCCUGCUCCUGACUGUAUUGUGGGAAAGUACAGGAUGUAUGUUGCUGUGGUCACUCCAUAUGGCAUUCGGAGGACUAGGAGGGACCCAAGCUCAGACAUAUAUAUAAUCUUCAACCCCUGGUCACCAGGUGAUAGUGUGUUCCUUGAUGAUGAAGAGGAAAGAGAGGAGUGUGUGCUAAAUGAACUCGGCAUCAUCUAUCAUGGAGCAUAUGAUGAUAUUUCUGAACGUCCCUGGAACUAUGGACAGUUUGAGUUUGGGAUUCUGGAUGCAUGUCUGUUCAUCUUGGAUAAAGCUGAAAUGCCCCUCACCAACCGUGGAGAUCCUAUCAAAAUCAGCAGGAAAGGCUCUGCUAUGAUGAACUCACGUGAUGAUGAUGGCGUGAUGGUGGGAAACUGGAGUGGGGAGUACCUGUAUGGUGUGGCUCCUACCUCUUGGACUGGCAGUGUGGAGAUCCUGCUGGACUACGCUGGAAGUGGUGGACAAUCCGUCGGCUAUGCCCAGUGCUGGGUCUAUGCCGCUGUGUUUAAUACUUUCUUACGUUGUCUGGGUAUCCCUAGCAGAGUGGUCACUAACUACUUCUCUGCCCACGACAACAAUGGAAACCUGAAAAUGGACAUCAUACUAGAUGAAAAUGGCAAAGUGGACAGAAGCCACACCAGGGACUCCAUCUGGAAUUAUCAUUGCUGGAAUGAGUGCUAUAUGGCCAGACCUGAUCUUCCUGAAGGCUUUGGAGGCUGGCAGGUUGUGGAUGCUACACCUCAGGAGACCAGUGAUGGUAUGUACCGGUGUGGACCUGCAUCUGUGGCAGCUAUUAAACAUGGAGAAGUCUGCUAUCCCUUUGAUGCCCCAUUUGUGUUUGCAGAGGUGAACAGUGACUUGGUGUACUACACCAGAAAUAAAGAUGGCACACUGAAUCCAGUGAAGGUGAACCCCAGCUAUGUGGGUCGCAUGGUGCUGACCAAAGCAGUGCUGGAUAAAGGACGCAGAGACAUCACUGACCAUUACAAGUUCCGUGAAGGCACUGCAGAGGAACGUAGAGUUCUGGAGAAAGCUGUGGAGUUUGGCUGUCAGCGGGAGAAAGCAUCUGUGCCUAAUGCAGAUGUGGAGAUAGAGAUCCUUGUUCUGGAGGUGCAGUGGGGUGAUGAUUUUGAGCUAGAGCUGCAGUUCACCAACCACAGCAGCCAGCGACGUGUGGUGGACAUCUACAUCACUGGUAAUGUGGUCUACUACACAGGAGUGCCGAGUGCUGAGGUUAUCUUCAAGACCCUGGAUGUGAAACUGGACCCAGAGAAGAGCAAAAAGGAAAGAAUUGUGGUACGCAAUGAGGACUAUCAGAGUAAGCUGGUGGAACAGGGGAACCUGAACUUCAUCGCUACAGGGAAGGUGCAAGAGACAGGUCAAAUUAUAACCGCCAUGAGGGUUGUCACUGUGCACAAUCCCAAACUCACUGUGCAGGUGACUGGUUCUCCCAGAGUGGCUGAAGAGAUGUAUGUGACAGUGGAGUUCACCAACCCUUUUAAAUUCAGUUUGGAAAAUGUGUAUGUGCGCAUAGAGGGGCCUGGCAUCAUGUCUAUCAAUACUAAACAGUACAGCAUAAUUGGCCCAGGCAAGUCUAUUACAUGGUCUGAGAGCUUCCGUCCUCGAAGAACAGGAACCACCAGACUGAUGGCCAGCCUGGACUGUGCUGCUCUCAGGCAGGUAUAUGGAGAGGUGGAGGUCACCAUCCAGCCAUAGAGAGGGAGAAAAAGAUGAGGGAAAAUUAAGUCUUGAUGUUGAUAAACACCAGGAUUUAAAUCUGUAAUCAGAAAUCUAUGCCAUAUCUUGUCUAUAUUUUGUAACAACCUGCUUGAGUAAAAAAUCUUACACCAUUGACAGCAUGUCAUAGUGUGUAAACACAUGAUUCUGGAAAUAAAGAGCAUUUGAAACAUA
Hemibagrus wyckioides is the source of this 2632-nucleotide messenger RNA. RefSeq names its product coagulation factor XIII, A1 polypeptide b (gene f13a1b). Gene Ontology annotation, biological process: blood coagulation, fibrin clot formation; peptide cross-linking. NCBI's taxonomy places the organism in Eukaryota, Metazoa, Chordata, Actinopteri, Siluriformes, Bagridae. The coding region runs from base 203 to 2437 and encodes 744 amino acids. The transcript has 15 exons. The record is from RefSeq and is a predicted model, not a curated record. Gene Ontology annotation, molecular function: protein-glutamine gamma-glutamyltransferase activity.